Messenger RNA from Notothenia coriiceps (black rockcod), 483 nucleotides. RefSeq names its product visual pigment-like receptor peropsin. Gene Ontology annotation, cellular component: membrane. The coding region runs from base 157 to 477 and encodes 106 amino acids. The transcript is spliced from 2 exons. Gene Ontology annotation, molecular function: G protein-coupled receptor activity. Gene Ontology annotation, biological process: G protein-coupled receptor signaling pathway; visual perception. The record is from RefSeq and is a predicted model, not a curated record. NCBI's taxonomy places the organism in Eukaryota, Metazoa, Chordata, Actinopteri, Perciformes, Nototheniidae.
GAAGAAGCAUUUUGCAAUACUGACUCUCUACAUCUCUUUGGCUCGGAUUGUGGAUUUUUUUCCCGCCCCUCUGUGUCAUUUUCAAUCCACUACUGUUUGUGUUCUUCAAUUAAUUUAAAUUUAGGAUCAUUUUUCUUUUGCAAACCGCUAAAAAAAAUGGGAAUAGAACUCGCUGUCAAUAUGUCCGAGGAAGUUUCACUUUACGGAGGAAAAAGUGCCUUUACCCAAAUGGAGCACAACAUAGUGGCUGGAUAUCUGAUAACGGCAGGUAUCGUGAGUUUAGCCAGCAACAUUGUGGUUCUGUUGAUGUUUGUGAAGUUUAAGGAGCUGCGCACUGCCACCAACAUCAUCAUCAUCAACCUGGCUCUUACUGACAUCGGAGUGGCUGGUAUCGGAUAUCCCAUGUCAGCAGCCUCUGAUAUCCACGGCAGCUGGAAGUUUGGAUACACUGGUUGUCAGGUGAGUGCCCUCUUCUGAACAUCA